AGAAUUUGCAAUCUUCUCUUUGCUCUAGCAGUUUUCAUUCUGCUACAUAAUCAUAUUUCACUUGCUACUUUUCUUAAUAUUAGCACUGAUGAAGUUGCUCUUCUUUCACUGAAAUCACACAUCUCUUAUCACCCUAACAAUAUCUUAGCAAGAAACUGGUCUUCUUCUGCUCCAAUUUGCAGUUGGAUUGGAAUCACUUGCGGUUCCUGCCAUCACCGAGUCACUGCUUUAGACCAUGGUACCAUUCCUCCACACCUUAGGAACCCCUCAUUUCUCAUGUCCCUCUACAUCAGUGGCAAUGCUUUCCAUGAGGCUUUGCCAGAGGAGUUGGCUCAUUUAUAGAGGCUGAAAUUGAUUAAUGUCAUAAGCAAUAACUUCAGUGGAGCUAUUCCAUCAUUUUUAAGUUUAUUACAAAAUCUAUGCUUUGUAUACCUCUCCAGCAACCAAUUUUCAGGGGAAAUUUCAUCUUCCCUUUCCAAUCUAACAAAGCUGGAGGUGUUGAGAAAACGGGGAAAUUUUCUUGAAGGAGAGAUCCCUUGAGAACUUGGUGAUCUUCAUUAUAUGAUUUUUUUAGACCUGCAAUAUAAUCAGCUUGCUGGCUCUAUACCACCAUCAAUCUUCAACAUUACGACGAUGCAAAAAAUUAUCUAUUCCAAUUCUGCAUUUGGAAAGUAGAGAGAUACCAGUGGAGCAAUCUUCAGAAACUACAACAGGUGGGAUUGUCACAGAUUGAGUUUACUGGUUCUGUCCCGUCAAGCAUUUUCAACAUGUCAUCACUGCAGAUCCUAGAUCUUUCACUAAACAGGCUUUCAGGGAUUGGAUCACUUUUUACGUUGGCCGUUGGAUAUAUGGUGUUAAGAUUGAGAAAUAUAAAGAAGAAUGCAAGCCAAGUAGAUGUGCCUCUAGCUAAAGGGAAUGAAAGAAUUUCAUAUUAUGAACUUGAACAGGCAACAGAAAGAUUCAAUGAAAGCAAGUUGCUUGGUAGUGGGAGUUUCAGCAUGGUCUACAAAGGGAUACUUAAGGAUGGUGCCCUUUUUGCAGCAAAGUUCUUCAAUGUUCAAUUGGAGGGUGCAUUCAAAAGCUUUGACAUAGAGUGUCGGAUACUCCGGAACCUUUGCCACAGAAAUCUGACCAAGGUCAUAACGAGCUGCUCCAACCUUGAUUUCAAAGCCCUAGUGCUGGAAUACAUACCCAAUGGGACACUUGAUAAAUGGUUAUACUCCCUUAACUUGUUCUUGAACUUAUUACAGAGACUAGAUAUAAUGAUAGAUGUUGCAUCUGCAAUGGACUAUCUCCACAAUGGCUAUUCAACACCUGUGGUGCAUUGUGACUUGAAGCCCAGCAAUGUCUUGCUAGAUAAAGAUAUGGUAGGUCAUGUCAAUGAUUUUGGAAUUGCAAAAUUAUUAGGUGCAGGGGAAGCUUUUGUUCAAACAAGGACAAUUGCAACUAUUGGAUAUAUUGCUCCAGGUUUGGACACACAGUUUCUUGACCGGUCUUAGACAACUCAGUAUUACUCUGCAACAGUAGUGGUGAGUCCUCAUCCAUCGAGGACAUGAUUAGCUUAUUCCUAUUACUUCAGUGCUUUCUUAUGUUUAGUUAGUCAAAGUUAGUUAGGAGUGUAUCUCAUUAACUCCUCACAAUGUUUAGAGGCUUUCAGACAAUCAGUUAGAUAAACAGUCAUACAUUUUAGUGUUUUCAAUUAUUUUUCGAUAGAUAGUUGAUUUCUAGUAUUCUAUCAGAUAGUUCAGACAUAUCUUGAUUCAUAUUUUAGUAUCCAGUUUUACAGUAUCUUAUCAACUUA
Molecule: messenger RNA, 1801 nt
Organism: Capsicum annuum
Lineage: Eukaryota; Viridiplantae; Streptophyta; Magnoliopsida; Solanales; Solanaceae
Product: receptor kinase-like protein Xa21
Exons: 4
Coding region: 768-1499 (243 amino acids)
Biological process (GO): protein phosphorylation
Molecular function (GO): protein kinase activity; ATP binding; protein binding
Source: RefSeq, a predicted model, not a curated record